AUGGAAAUACAACCCCCCACAUCGACGCAGCAGCAGCAGCUGCAGCAGCAGCAGCAGCAGCAGCAGCAGCAGGAGCAGCAGCAGCAGCAGCAGCAGCGUGCAGCAGCUCUGGAGAGGGAGGUGGCAGAGCUACGGCGUAUCCGCGCCCAGAAGUAUCAGCUGCACCGCCAGCAGCAGCAGCAACAGCACCAGCAGCAGCACCACCAACUGCAGCAACAACUGCAGCAGCUGCUGCUGCACCAACCCGCGUCUAUGCAAGAGGGUAUAGAGAAGCAGCAGCAGCAGCAGCAGCAGCAGCAGCAGCAGCAGCACGUAGAGCGCCACAGAGCCCAGCAGCCGGAAACCCCGCGCCGGCUAACGCCGGCACGCAGUGCUAAACCGCAGCAGCAGCAGCAGCAGCAGCAUCGGCAGCAGCAGCAGCAGCAGGAGAACGAUGGCCUCAUCUACGUCAGCAGCAGCGACAGCGACGAGUUGGCUGUUGAGGCCGUAGUAACAAAACAGCAAACUAAGAAACGAGACCGAAGCAGCAGCAGCAGCAGCAGCAGCAGCAGAAGUCCUCCAGACCGCAGCAGCAGCAGCAGCAGCAGCAGCAGCUGUAGUAGUAGUAGUAGUAGUAGUCCUCCAUACCGCAGCAGCAGCAGCAGCAGCAGCAGCAAGGACAACCGAGAGCAGCUGCCGAGCAGCAGCAGCAAAUCAAGCAAAAGCAGACACAGCUCAAAGAGGACUCAUGCAGAUAGCAGCAGCAGCAGCAGCAGCAGCAGCAGCAGUACUAGUAGUAGUAGUAGUAGCAGCAGCAGCAGCAAGAGCAGCAGCAGCAAGAGCAGCAGCAGCAAGAGCAGCAGCAGCAAGCACCAACACCGUGCAGGCGAUGAGGAGAGCAGCGGGAGAGGCACAGCUGCGGCUAUCGCCAGCAGCAGCAGCAGCAGCAGCAGCAGCAGCAGCACGAGCAGCAUGGACACCUCUGAAGACCCCGAGACUGCGCUGCCGGUAUAUAGAGAUGAACUCGAUAUCUUAACCUGGAACCUGGACGGCCUGGACGAGCGUAUGCUGCGGCUGCGUACGCUGGCGGUGUGCUCCGAGUUGCUGCUGCUGCAGCCUGCUGUUGUCUUGCUGCAGGAGGUAGUAGACAGCAGCGCCAGGCUGCUGCAGCAGCGGCUGCAGCACAAAUACAACUUCUUCUUCCCUAGCCCGCCCCCGUACGCUGCAGCAGCAGCAAACACCAGCAGCAGCAGCAGCAGCAGCAGCAGCAGGACGUCCGCAGCCGCUGCAGCGGGACAAACAGCAGCAGGAGCAGCAGCAGCAGCAGCAGCAGCAGAACCUAUAGUACCUGGGUGUCCAUACUACUGCGCUGUGCUGCUGUGCAAGCAGCAGAUGCUGCCCCCCUCGCGGCAGCAGCUGCAGACGCUGUGGUUCUCCAGCAGCAGCAUGGGGAGACAUCUGCUGUAUGGCUGCUGCAGCAGCAGCAGAAGGCCUUCGGAGCCGCUGCUGCUGCUGACCUCUCACCUAGAAUCCAUGCGGCCUUAUGCGCAGCAGCGGCAGCAGCAGCUGCUGCAGUGCUUCGACCUCAUGGCUGCUGUCACGCAAGCAGACCCGCUGCAGCAGCUGCAGCAGCAGCAGCAGCAGCAGCAGCAGCAGCAGCAGGUGUUUGCGGAUGCAUUUCCUCUGGGGAAGCCGCAUAAGGUAAGAACAGCCAUUCUUGCUGGUGACCUUAACUUAAGAGACGACGAGUUGCUGCUGCCGCAGCAGCAGCAGCAGCAGCAGCAGCAGGAGGGUGGCCGUUUCAAGCGGACCUACAGCGAAGCCGACAGCAGCAGCAGCAGCAGCAGCAGCAGCAGGAGCAGCAUCGUGCCUGAGGGCACCAUCGAUGCAAGUAAAAAGAAAAUACAAACCAAGGUGUAG
Molecule: messenger RNA, 1899 nt
Organism: Eimeria mitis
Lineage: Eukaryota; Apicomplexa; Conoidasida; Eucoccidiorida; Eimeriidae
Product: endonuclease/exonuclease/phosphatase domain-containing protein, putative
Exons: 3
Coding region: 1-1899 (632 amino acids)
Cellular component (GO): nucleolus; nucleoplasm
Source: RefSeq, a predicted model, not a curated record